AUGAUGAGCGAAGCUGAAAUUAUUGACUUUGUUCCUCCCCAUGAUAAUUAUAAAAGUCUUUAUAUUUCUAACAUUUCUCCAUCACUGAAUGAGGAUGAAAUUUAUAAUAUUCUAUACAAAAAAUUCUCUGAAUUUGGUCUCAUCUAUGGAAUCCGUAUAUUCCCUGUGAUGAAAGCCGGUCUUCUGUCAUCAUCUUUGUUGUCUUUACACCAAAUUGAAUCAUCAUCAAAUACUGGAGAAACAUUUGAAAAAACUGCCAAACUCCCUGAAGAUUCCGAGAACAAUUCUGGAACCAGAUGUGUUCAGACUGUUUCUUGUUAUUACGCUUUUGUUAACUUUUACUCUCGCUUAGCAUGUCAAAAAGCUCGAAGGGAACUCUCAGGAAAUUUCUUCAUCAACGGGCAGCCAUCUAAGGUGAUUGGUGCAAAGCGUAGUAAAGUAAUGGAAUCUUUGCAAAUGUUGCCACUUGUUAAAUGCCAGGAAUUGGCUGGUUAUUAUCUUGGUUUUAAUGGAUGGUCUACAAGAAUAAAAUUGUUGAAAGAAAAUAUUGCUGAGGAUACAGAAGUUUCCAUUUUGAGUUCUUCCAAAAAACUGACCUUCUGUUGUUUGUCUGAAGUGGUACUUGAACAUCAUGGAAUUGUUUCUGAAGGAUUUGGUGCUUGGGAAGAGAGUUACACUUCAAAUGAUUCUUUAUCCAAAAUUGUGGCUUUUCAUAAAGCAAAAAAAAUCUCGUACCAAAGAUCUCUUCAAGAUGCUUUUUCAAAAAUUAUUUUGGUUGUCUUACCAAAUGGCAAAGUGGCUGCUGAACGGAAUUCGAGUAAAGUCGAUAUAUUUUGGCAAGAAGCGUCACUUUCUCCUGUUUUAAAGGUCAACCAUUUAGACUCUCAGCCAGAAAAUGAAGACAUUGAUUCUGAUUUUGCAGAUACUAGUGAAGAUCUUGAUAACAUUAAUAUUCAACUUCUUCAAGAACUUGAGGAAUCUUAA
Acanthosepion pharaonis is the source of this 984-nucleotide messenger RNA. Lineage: Eukaryota; Metazoa; Mollusca; Cephalopoda; Sepiida; Sepiidae. The record is from the annotation of a GenBank genome assembly.